GUCCAAUGGGCGCCGGCAUAACUCCGAUGGUGCGCAGUAAGGACGCGGGCUAUUGGCUUGCUGGCAGAGGGCAGCAUGUCUGGGAAGGUGGACCCGGAGCUGGAGCGGUUCCUGCGGGAGGUGGAUGAGAUCACGGAUCUGGUUGAAGGAAUUAGGUCUGAUGAUCCUGCAAUACGAGACAAAGCUUUUCAGAAAGCAGACGAGAAGUUGGUGAAACAUUCUGAAGAAUCUGAGGUAGUGGAAGGAUGCAGAGUGAAGAUAAACCGGACACUGAUUAACAAAAACCCUUCCACUGAUGCACCACCCCAGAAUCCUAAUCUGCCAGGAAAAUAUGAAAUGCAAGGGAACAGGGAAAUGAGCCAAGAGAAUUUCUUAUCAAUUCUUGAGAGAGAUGCAGAAGAGAGAGGAAAAAGAAGAAAAGAAGGUCAAAGGCUGGCCAGCGCAUUAAAAGAGAAGGGGAAUGCAGCGUUUGAAAAGGAGGACUAUGUUGCUGCUGUGCAGUACUACACAGAAGGCCUGGAAAAACUUCGAGAUUUUCAAGCCCUGUACACCAACCGAGCACAGGCAUACAUCAAGCUAGGAAAAUAUGAAGAUGCAAUCAGUGAUUGUGAAUGGGCUUUGAAGUGCAAUGAGAAUUGUGUAAAGGCCUAUGUCCAUAUGGGAAAAGCCAAUUUAGGUUUAAAGAAGUAUGAGGAGGCUCGGCAGUGUUAUCAGAAGAUAAUCACGAUCGAUCCAAACCGGGAAAAGCUGGCUAAAGAAUACAUAAAUUUAUUGGAAUUAGCCCAAAAAAAGGAACAACAAGAGAAAAGAGUCAUGGAAGAAUUUGAACGGGGGAAUGUGAAUACAGCAACAGCACAUGAAGUGCUGAAGAAAUUAUCCAGUCCCAAUAAGAUCCCCUUCUUCUACCUUGGUGGUGUGAGGUUUCUGACUGAACUGAUGAAGGAGUGUACUGAGCAGACAUUAUUUAGAACAAAUGGUGGAUUUGGUGUUAUCAAUGACAAUGAGGUUAUAAGAAGGAGUCUUGUCAGCUCAGAGAAAGAACUAUGUGAGGUGGAACUUUGUGUUUCUGUCCUUGCGCUGUGGAAGGCCGUCUGUCAUGAAAAUGAGGAAAACCAACGAAUGCUUAUCACUUCUUCUGACACAAGUGAACUAUUACUGAGUCUGUUGUCAUGCAAGGAGAGUGAGAUCUAUAAGGAGUGCCUGGCUCUACUGUCCAUUUUCCUUUUGACUGAAUAUGGCAGAGGUCUACUGCUAUGUAAUCUCAAUUUAACGAGAUUGAUGAAGAUCUUGAUAGGAUUCGUGAAUUACUCUGAUGAAACCAGUGAUACUGCCAUGAAAAUCCUCACCAACUUAAUUCCAGAGAAAAAGUUUAGGAAACAUUGUCAGAAUGAUUUUGCAAUUCAUGUAAUACCAUCAUUUGAAAUCCUUCUGAAAAACUUAAAGUUGGCGAAUAAGCAGAUCCUUCCACAGUGCAUUUCAAUCAUAGGGAGCUUAGCAUCAGAUAAGACAACUUCAGGGCAAAUAGCAGGAAGAGAAGAAUUUUGGGAGUCUUGCCUAAUUUGCAUCGAUGAGGCUAUGAUAUCAAUUACCAUGGCAGAGUACAGGGAUGUCCUAUACACUCUUCUGGGCCUGAUGGUAAACCUAUCCAUAGAACAAUGCACUGCCAUCCAGAUAAAAACUCCAGCUAUUACAGAAAGGUGCAUCUCCUUACUUGCCAGUGUGGAUGGUGGGAUUCUAACUAGAGCAGCAGGGCUUCUGAGUCAUGUGCUCCCUCAGUCUGAUGAAGCAGUUGCAGGAGCAGUCAAAGCAGGAAUGGUGAAGAAGAUGCUCAAAUUUAUAAAAGCAGGUGGGAAGAUAACCACACGAUAUGCAGCAAAGAUCUUGGCAAUCUGCAGUAGUAGAAGUGAAGAAGCUCGAGGAGAGAUUGUCAGAAGUGAUAAAAAGUUCAAUGCUCUGAGGAAGCUGUUAUCUUUGGAUGAUGACCAAGUGGUGGGCAAUGCUGCUCUUUGCCUUUCGCACUGUUUUGAGAUCCCAGGAGCUGCUGCAUCUCUGCUCAAAACCGACAUCGUUAGAAUGUUGUUAAAGCAUGCUGGUGGUGAUGCAAAGGAAAACUCCCUCCAACAGAAUGCCGCAAUUGCUCUGGGUAAACUCUGCUUAGCAGAACCCAGGCAUAAGACUGAGCUCCGCGAGUUACAUGGACUGGAAAUUCUGAUGUCCUGCAUGAAGUACAUAAAGUGAGGAUGUAAUGGUACUAGGAAACAAGUGACUGUAGAAGCUGGAAUCCGGGGCAAAUAUUAAACUGCUGGAAGAACUCAGCAUGUCAAGCAGCAUCUAUGGUUAGUGCUUUGGGUCGAGACCCUAUACCAGGACUGAGUGUGGAGGGAAGAUAGCCGGUAUAUAGAAGUGAGACGGAGGGGUGGGAAAAGCUUAUAUACUGGCACCCUUCCCUCUAUACUCUCAGUCCUAAUACAGGACCUUGACCCGAAAUGUCGACUGUCCCCAUGGAAUGCUACCAGCUGUGGCUCGGGGAUUAUGUAAUCAACAGUCAUGCCUCUUGCAAAUAAUCUAAAGAGACUGGUACCUUUAUAGAUGUCUUAGACAAUUUAAAGACAAUACAUCAAUGCAACAACUUCUAAGAACUUUAAGCCUACUUUAUUUUUGAUAUAUUCUCAUCUCAUUUGUCAUAGUCUGGCUCUAUUCUUCAUUCUCAUCCCUCCCUGCAAAUGGGUUUAAUGAUACAUUGAAUUUGUUUGUGCUGUUCAUUUCAAUGAUCUUUCCUGGUAAUUUAAUUCCACAAAUCUGGCUAAAUGUUUAAUGCUAUUUUACCACGAAAGUUAAUCCCUUUAAAAUAAGAUUUAGGGUUGCAUCAGAAAAAAAAGAUUAUGCAUUCAGAAUCAGCAUGCUAGGAUUUAAAACACUGCUUGGAAGUAUUACCAAGUACUGAAGUCCAGAUUUGUACAGAUUAAUGGGCCUCCUACUGGUACUAAGUCCUCUACUCUCAGGAUUAAUACAGGAUUUUUUAAGAUUAUAAAACCACAGUAAGCUUCCAUCAGUCAUGUCGCUCAUGUGAAACUGAAUCUUUGCAGUUCUUAGCCUUUACAGAUUGGAAGACUUUUUGCAAACUUUAUCAUUUUUUGCUGAUCUCAAUUCAAAAAUUGAAAUAAUUCUUUAUAAGGUAUAACUGUUCAGACAAAGAAUUUGCUUUGUGUAACUAGCUAACUCACUAAAUAUUCUGAAACUGAUUUUAUUUCAGCUAUUAAAGGUAGUUUAUAUUUGCAAAAUAAAUAUAGCCUAUUGUUUAUGUUCAAAAAUACUACAGGUAUUAAAGUGUUCCGCUGUCUUUUAAGAAGUCAUCGCUGUUGUUAUGUAGGCGAACGUGACAAUUCUUUCUCCCUAGCAAAAUCUCAUAAACCAAACAAGGUAUUGAAUGACCGUUUAUUUUUGGUGAUGAUAAUCAAAGGAAUAUAGUUGGCUGGGACCACAAAAGCACUCAUUACUAUUUACAAGUAGUGCCUUUUAAGGUUUUUUUUCAUCUAUCUGAAUUGGCUGUGGUAUCGCAGGAUGUGAAGGGCUGCAACCUGGACAACUAACAUUCCCUCAGUACCACGCUGUCCCAGAGGUGAGUUGGCACAGAGCUUCAAUUAAGCAGCUCAGAAUAGAUCAGGAGUGUUCUUUAUCGUUUCCUGCUUGUAUAACCAAGUAAGUUAAGUGGAUGGUGUGUUCACAGCAGAAGAUACAGAAAUAAAGAUAAGUUGUUUUAAAGUCGGGUUGUCCUUGGUAGUAAAUAAGGAUCUGCCAAAUUAAAUCAAACCAUUUGUUGGUUGUCUGUAGGCUGUCUUGCUGCUGUUGUAUGUGAGCCCAACACUGAUUGCUGCAAUCAUCAUAUCAGUUUAUUCUCAGCAAAACACAAGGACCUUGAAUAUGCAAUUAUAGAAUUAUGUG
Molecule: messenger RNA, 3942 nt
Organism: Pristis pectinata (smalltooth sawfish)
Lineage: Eukaryota; Metazoa; Chordata; Chondrichthyes; Rhinopristiformes; Pristidae
Gene: ttc12
Product: tetratricopeptide repeat domain 12
Exons: 21
Coding region: 76-2238 (720 amino acids)
Molecular function (GO): protein binding
Source: RefSeq, a predicted model, not a curated record